UAUUCUGUCAUCAGUCAAUUUGGAAAUGGGCAUCAAUUCUGGAGCAUCAAUUCUGGAGCAUCAAUUUACACGACCACAUUACCUAAAAAUAACUACAUAACUAGUAAUAUCGUGCUACAACAGGUAAAUCUGCACAAUAAUUUUUUAAGCGUGUACAUGUUAAAUUUUUUUCUUAAUCUUCUGUUGGAAGGUAUAUUUAUUUUGAAAUGUCUUCCUUUUUGGAGGCUUUGGUUAGUUAAUCGUGUCUCAUUCAACAUCACACAAUUACCGAUAAUGACAUCUUUCUGAAGAUAAGAAAUGUAAGUUGGACAAUAUCAUCUUACGACCUGCAAAAAGUGAGCACUAAUUUUCUAUUAACAUACUGCCACAAAGUUGAAAGUUGAAACACAAAGUUGGAAACUUCUGUUCUUUUACUAGUUUUUUAUAAACAUUGGACGAGAAAUUCUAUAUCGUUAAUUACCCAUCCACCUGUGUGAUAGUGGCUUGAUUUAACAUAAAUUUACAUAUUUUUAAAUCCUUAUUUAUAUUAUAUAAUAUUCAAAUGAAUUAGGAUGGCAAUAUGAAUUGCCACCUUAAUUCAUAUUAUCAUUACUACCACAAUAAUUAUACCUAUUAUUCAAAUCGAAGACAGUAAACUACAUGUUACAUCUAUCACUGCCCAUGAUAAUAGUAUUUCAAAGAAUUGUGUAUUCGUGAAUCGCAAACUUGAUUGUGGACUUUCGGAAAGUUAAAUAAUGCAAAAUCUACUGCUGGAAAUAUAUAUUAUCAACCUUGUACUAGUGGCGCAACUUUUUUGGUUCGACGUGACUCUAAGCCUCCAAUUUCCACCUUACAUAAACAUAUUCCACGUCAGAAUGAUAUGAUCCAUAUCAACCAAUAUCAUUCACUCACAUAAGAUAACAGUCCAUCAUCUCAUCACAUAAACAUCCACAAGUAUACACCACUCAUUUAUUGUAAGGAAAGAAUCAACCUCUUCCCAUAUUAAAACCCCAUCAGCCCCUUCCUAUCUUUUCUUGAUUCCAAAUUUUCAUUUAGCUAAGCCAAUAAAAGAGCAUCAACAUCAUAUCUAGUAACAAUGGCCACAGUCACCUCUGCUGCUGUUGCUAUCCCAUCUUUCACUGGCCUUAAGGCUGGUGCUUCCUCAGCUUCUAGAGUUAGCACCACCGCCAAGGUGGCCGCCUCUACCCCGGCCACCAAGUUGGCGGUCAAGGCGUCUUUGAAAGACGUCGGUGCUGUUGUUGUCGCUACUGCUGCUAGUGCUAUGCUUGCUAGCAAUGCCAUGGCUAUUGAAGUGUUGCUUGGUAGCGAUGAUGGCGGUCUUGCUUUUGUUCCUGGAAACUUCAGCGUUAGCGCCGGUGAGAAAAUUACGUUCAAGAACAAUGCCGGGUUCCCCCACAACGUUGUAUUUGAUGAAGAUGAAAUCCCAGCUGGUGUGGAUGUAAGUAAGAUUUCCAUGUCUGAAGAGGAGUAUUUGAAUGGACCAGGGGAGACUUACUCUGUCACUUUGAGUGAGAAAGGAACUUACACUUUCUACUGUGCGCCUCACCAGGGAGCUGGAAUGGUUGGCAAAGUUACUGUUAACUAAUUUCUCACUUUUGUAUCAUGUAAUACUUGAUUUGAAUUCGCAUCGUUUCACCAUUUUCGUUUCAAUAUUGUCCUUCUUUUUGAGGUAAGGAGAACUCAGAAGAGUUGCAUAUUUAUGUUGCUGGGGAUUUAUCAUGGUUGAGGACUUGAGGUAAAACUUAAAUAAUAUCAUUUUGUGAUUAAUACCAA
This is a messenger RNA of Nicotiana tabacum (common tobacco), 1773 nucleotides long. Its product is annotated as plastocyanin A'/A''. The record is from RefSeq and is a predicted model, not a curated record. Gene Ontology annotation, molecular function: copper ion binding. Gene Ontology annotation, cellular component: chloroplast thylakoid lumen. Lineage: Eukaryota; Viridiplantae; Streptophyta; Magnoliopsida; Solanales; Solanaceae.